UCAACGUCAAAGGAUUUAAAGCAAAGCGACGUCCCUGCCGUUUAUUUGACGUUGAAACAAAUAAGCUUAACUAGUUAACUAAAAUCUCAAGUGUACUAGUUACAACACAAAAUGGCGUUGACUAAAUCUGUUUUUGCUCUGAGAUUUUCUCGUAAUAUCCCAAUUAUGAGUCGUUUAGCUUACAGCCAAGAUGGUGGAGCUGGUGCUAUUAGAGAGGCAGGAGGGACAUUCGGUAAAAAAGAAGCAGCUGAUGAGGAGCGUUACUUCCGUAAAAUGCAAGCAGAACAACUGAAAAAACUUAAAGAUCAUCUUGAUGAAGAGAUCUUGUUUCAUCAGAACCGUGUAAAGGAACACCAGGAUGCCAUUACUACCCACCAACAGAGGAUUGCAGAGUUGGAACAAAAAAAGAAAGCGUAAGCCAAUGCACAUGAUAGACGUAAGUCAAUGUCUUCAAUGCAGAAAGAUUUUGAAGUUGGGUAGCCUUUCAUGUAUAUCACAAAAUACAAUCUAGUUUACAGUGAA
Messenger RNA from Daphnia carinata, 522 nucleotides. Its product is annotated as ATPase inhibitor mai-2, mitochondrial-like. The transcript is spliced from 3 exons. Gene Ontology annotation, biological process: negative regulation of ATP-dependent activity. The record is from RefSeq and is a predicted model, not a curated record. Gene Ontology annotation, molecular function: ATPase inhibitor activity. The coding region runs from base 112 to 417 and encodes 101 amino acids. Gene Ontology annotation, cellular component: mitochondrion. Lineage: Eukaryota; Metazoa; Arthropoda; Branchiopoda; Diplostraca; Daphniidae.